CUCUCUCUCUCUCUCUCUCAUCUGCUGUUUACUCAGAUCAUUCUUUUUUUUUUCUUUCUUUUUUUUUUUUUGCACCCUGCUCCCUGGCUUAAGUGCAUGAAGCUCAUGUGGUUGCCAGGAUACACAGAGAUACAGUUCGCAGGACAGGUAGCAAGGCUGUGUGUCAAACCUUCUAAAGAAAAAGAAUCUGCAUUUUUUAUCUAAAACAAUUUCUACCACUUCAUCUUCCAGGAUCCUUAGCAGGUUCGAAAAUAUCAUCAGCCCUCUUACAACUGCACACAAUGCCUAUUAGUUUCAGUGAUCUUACAAAUCAGUAUGGUUUAAUAUUAAUAAAUAAUAAGUGAGAACAUUGUGUUUGUUUGAGCGUUUCAAUUCUGGUAAGCCAUAGCCAUAAGUUUACAACACAAGUGUUAUUCAACGCACAAUACCACUGACCACACAGUUGGCUAAAUAUUAAUGUUUUAGAUAUAUUGUACUAUACAUUAUAGAAGUGUAGUCCCUCGUGGGCCCGAGAUACCGACCCUGACAUUCGGCACAAAGUGGUCCAAGGAAGGAACAGUGGUGAACCGGCGGAAGGGUUGGUGUGCAGUUAACACCAGCUUUGAUGUCAGAUACAAAGACAGUCCUUUCUUUCUCUGUCCCAUGAAGUUCUUUCCCCUACUGUUUCAGAGAUACAAAAGAAAAGGUGCAUUCCUUCAAUUUUUAAAUGAAUUGUUGUCCAACCAUGUAAUAGUGCAGUGAGACCAGAGCAAUACUUAUUUUCAAGUUCUACUUGCCACAUAACAGAGACAUUUCUUCAAUUCUCAGGCAUUUAAACUUCUGCACCACAAGUGGUUGAGUCAUACACAGGCAACCUUGUCACCCAUGAUAGCCACUGGGAACAGGAUAUUUGCUGUAUUUCAACAUCAGCCUGGUGUGCGCCCUGAAAAAAAACAAAAAAAACGCACGCCCAUGCUCAUGUAUCAACCAUGGUGAACAGUAUCCGUAGAGGCACUUCCUUAAACAGUGACAGCUCACAGUUCAUUGGCAUGGGGCUAGAUUUACUAAAUACUAGCUAUCACACCAGCGUGUGGUGGACCUUGAUGUUCUCGCCAUUCAAAUUCAUUCAGGCCUCAUCAUUGUGGCAAGGUGUCUAAAAGCACAAACAAUGGUUUCCUGGUGAUUCACAGCAUUCUUAAGAAACUUUGGAGCAGUGUCUUUUAAAACAGACAUAAUCACCAGGGACCAGAUGACUAAUUUCGUGUGCUGGGGGUUCUAGGAGCUUGUGGCUUCUACACUACAUAGAAUGGAAUUGAGGGUGGUCCAUUUGGCCAGCUCUUGUAUAUCUCCAAAAGCUAGAACACACAGACAAUCUGCUUGGUCUUUCAACCAUCAAGACAGUACUCAUCUUAAACAGAACCUCCUCAUGUGGUGCCAUCAUUGACUGGACUCACUGCUCUUGAUAUUGCAUGGCCUGUUGCUAGCAUGCAUGAGUCCAGGGUUAGUGGUGUCUGUACUCAAACAUGGUAGCCCUGAUAUGGGGGGUGGGUGGCACAGUGGACCUCUUUGAGUUUCUCAAUAAUAGAACUAGACACUUUUUAGAGACAGAAUUCCCAGGCACAUGAAGUCACGGCUUAUAUUCUUGUCCUCCUCUACCCUUGACCCUUCCUGCAUGUGGCAUGAAGAAGAUUGGCAAAGCCUUGUUCGCAACUGCUGCUUUCAAUAGUUGUCUGAACAUUCUGGUGGUCAGAUCACCUGUCUGAAGGCUGUCCCUUAGGCUGAAAUCACCAAAUGAAGACAUGCAUACAAAAUACUUGUAUACCACAUUUUUUUUCUAUCAUUAUUAAUGAUAAAUUGUCAUUUUGCACAACUAACAAUAAUAUGAAACCGAUGCUAAAUAGCAAAAAUCUAAAUAAACCACUUGCAUAGAUUCAUAUUGCUUAAAUCAUUUUGAAUGAAUUCAUCCUAAGCCUUAAUUGUUACCAGAUAUCACCAGAAUUUAAUUAAAUAUUAAUGCUAGUCUUGCAUAAUCAUUACAGUGAGUUUUAAUGCCAUGUUUAAGAUACUGAGGCAUCUAAUGAGGUGCAAAUUAUGUUCAAUGCGCGUGCAUUUGAACCCGGUGCGAAUGUCAUCUGAUGCAAAUGCCUUGUGAAUUAACCGACCAGAUAAUUGCUCCCACAUUCCGAGCCGAAGAAUAAUAGAGAGCAUUGUGUGUGGAGUGGAGACAGAAGGCCACCAUCAGAUGGAGUUAAAAAAAAGAAAAGAAAAUGUCUUCUUCUUUUUUUUUACAUGUGAUGCAGGGCCAUGACAUUGGUGGCAGCAUUUAUUUCCUUUUUACUGAGAGACCCUAACAUGUCUUGUAACCAUUACUAGAAAAAAGACAAAAAACAAUGCCAAACUGCCAAUCCCUUGUAUGUUAAAAGAGAAUGUAAGAUACUACGUGCAGUUCUUCUGAACCCUGAAGAAAAGAAGAAAAAAUCCCCCCCCUUUUGUUCACUUGAAAGCAGAGUCUGUGUGUUCACCAGUUAAGUAGUCUUAUCACACUGGUGCAAUCAAUAUGGUCUGGUGUUACAUGUGAAUGGCCAAAUGAAAACAGGCUGCUGUCUUACCACUUCUAAACAGGGCAAAAAAACAGUUCUCUGCAUUACUAUGACUGUCCACAAGAAGUACAGAGGACAGUCCGUUUCUGUAACAGGUGAUCAGGAGGAACUGAUCUAAUUCAUAAAGUACAGUACACUCCUAUGUGAUAAUUACCUGGAUGUAGCAGGCACAGCUAGAAAUUGUACAGGGUCUGACUUGCGAAUCUGUCAGUCCUAACAUCUGAUGGACAGUUUGUCUCAAAAAAAAAGUGUUGUUUUUGUUUUCCCUCGCAAUGAACAGGUCACAUUACUUACACACAGCUCAACACAGGUUGACUCAUAUCCUACUGAUUAACAUUAAUUUACAGCCAAUAUGUGCUACAAAGUGAUCCAGGAAACCGGUUGUGUAAUAUAUGUUUAUAUUUAGGCAUGUCUUCAUUACAGUGUUUGGAAUAAUAUGGUAUUGGUGUACUGGGAUGAAGGAGAAUAAUAUGUUAUUGGUGUUCUGUGAUGAAAUAUUUUUGAUACGCAUGCGCUUUCUGUCUGUGUGUGUGUGUGUGUGUGUGUGAGAGAGAGAGAGGGAGAGAGAGAGAUAGAAGGGGGGGCGUCUUGACGUCAUUCGUGUUUUUAGCGGUCUACACGGUUUCCACAAACACACUCUCCUCUCGUGCUGUCUUCAGAUCUGUAUGGUCAAUGCUUUGCCUCAAACCUCCAUGCUUGUGGAAAGCCUCUGUUUUCCUCCAAGACCAGAAGCUUUCACACGGAGGACAAGCUUCUCAGUUUUCCUUAAUGUGAAGUAAAAGGUUGGUCACUGUAAAGAUGAAUGAGAGCGCAACAGCAAACGAGAGCGUGGCAGGAUUUCCCAUGACCUCGUGGGUGGAAGCCGGAGCCUUCAGCGGAAACAGCAGCCUUGCGCUUUCCUCAUCCACCUUGCUUCUCGAUUUUCCUAUAAACCCAUGGGACAUUAUGCUGUGCCUCUCCGGCACGGUGAUCGCAUGUGAGAACGCCAUCGUGGUGGCGAUCAUCUUUUACACGCCGACUCUGCGCACCCCCAUGUUCGUGCUGAUCGGUAGCCUUGCCACAGCCGACCUGCUCGCGGGAGUGGGACUGAUCUUAAACUUUGCGUUCCAGUACUUGAUCUCGUCGGAGACGGUCAGCCUGAUCACGGUCGGUUUCCUCGUGGCAUCGUUCACAGCCUCGAUCAGCAGCCUGCUGGCCAUCACAGUGGACCGCUACUUCUCUCUGUACAACGCGCUCACAUACCUGUCGGAGAGAACGUUGCACUGCGUGCACUUGAUGCUGCUAGGCGCGUGGGGAGCGUCGCUGGGUCUCGGCAUGCUGCCCGUGCUUGGCUGGAACUGCGUGCACGACACGGCCUCCUGCAGCGUCGUGCCGCCCCUCACGCGCACCAACGUGGCACUGCUUGCCGUUGCCUUCUUCACCAUUUUCAUCCUCAUGCUUGGCCUCUACUGCAAGAUCUGCAAGAUUGUUUGCCGCCACGCGCACCAGAUAGCGCUUCAGCGCCACUUCCUCGCGCCGUCACACUAUGCCGCCACCAAGAAAGGAGUCUCCACGCUCGCCAUCGUCCUCGGCACGUUUGGCGCGAGCUGGCUGCCCUUUGCCAUCUACUGCUUGGUGGGCGAGCGCGGGGACCCGGCCGUGUACACGUACGCUACGCUACUUCCGGCCACCUACAACUCCAUGAUCAACCCGAUCAUCUACGCGUAUCGCAACACCGAGAUUCAGCGCUCGCUCUACGUGCUUUUCUGCGGCAGCGCGCGCACCGACGUGUCCUAUCGUUCAAGAUCACCGAGCGAGGUCUAGCUGCGGCGUUUUCUUUUUCCUCUUAAGACUCACUUUACCUUGACUGCAUUUACUAAAACGAAAGUGUCAAAUCAAAGUUAGUCAUUUACACAAUUGCACUUUACCAAGUCUCGAGCCAGCCAUGUGUCGGUCUUAAUGCUGUGAACAACUUUGUGGACUUUGUGGCGACAAAGCAACAACCUCAUGUUAAGAAUGUAUCUGAACUAUUUGAAGCAAGAGAAAAAAAAACAACAACAAAAAAGCAGCACUUUAUAUGAAGAUUUCAAAUGCCAAAGCAGUAUUGUACAGCCCUGUGACUUCUGUGAUUUAUGUGAUGGAUUUUUUUAUCUUGUAAAAUUGUCUCUGAAUAUUAUAUGGUUUUAUAUGGGAAAGAAAGUGAAUUAAAUAUGUGUAUCUGCAGUUUGUCUCUGGAAAUUGCACAGUAAACACUUUCAUAGUUUUUUCUCCCCACGAUGCCAGGCACCAAAGAGUGGGGAAAAAAGACACAUUAAUUCAAUUCAUUUCAAUUCAAUUUAUUUGUAUAGCACUUUUAACAAUGGACAUUGUCUCAAAGCAGCUUUAAAGAAGUACAGAAACAGAGAAGAAAAAAUGAUAAUGUUUAAAGUAAAGUAACUAUUUUAUCUCUAAUGAGAAGCCUGAGGUGACGAUGGCAAGGAAACUCCCUGAGAGGAUAUGAGGAAGAAACCUUGAGAGGAACCAGACUCAGAAGGGAACCUCAUCCUCAUUUGGGUGACACUGAACAUAAAUAAUAUAAAUGUAACUAAAUAAUGUCCUUUCUACAACCACAACCAAGUAUUCAUGAGGAACUAUUAGAUCAGUUUCUGAGUUCAUUAGCAGCCACAAAGCCAACUGUACACAUCACAUUCACUUGUAAUUC
Molecule: messenger RNA, 5259 nt
Organism: Hemibagrus wyckioides
Lineage: Eukaryota; Metazoa; Chordata; Actinopteri; Siluriformes; Bagridae
Product: G-protein coupled receptor 6
Exons: 2
Coding region: 3378-4382 (334 amino acids)
Biological process (GO): G protein-coupled receptor signaling pathway
Cellular component (GO): membrane
Molecular function (GO): sphingosine-1-phosphate receptor activity
Source: RefSeq, a predicted model, not a curated record